AAUCCAGGAUACUGACAAGAUACCGAGCAACCGAGCAAACAGUUGUGUUCCAAAGACGAAGUUCAAUUCCGUCAUUCUUAAACCUUUCUUCUCGUGUCAGUGGAGGUCCUGAGUCUCCUGACUCCUGAAGUCCUUUGCUGCGAGUCAAACUCUGGUUUCCUCAUCCAUUUUUGUGGAGUAUUUCCCUCUUGAUCUCAAGGAGCACCUGAUCUGCUUUCCCUACACCAUGGAUGUAAACGAUCAUGAUCAGGAAUCAUCAUUAUCAGCCAUGGAAGAUUUCUUCUGCUACCAUUUCAAAGACAAGACUCUACUGCAGAAAGCCUUGACCCACUCCUCCUACGCUGGCUCAUCCCUCUCUUACGAGCGUCUAGAGUUCCUGGGCGACGCCGCUCUUGGCCUUGCCGUCGCCGAGUACGGCUUCCAAACCUAUCCUGAACUCAAACCUGGUCAACUCACUCUUCUCCGCGCAGCCAACAUCGACACCGAGAACCUCGCCCGUGUCGCCGUCCGCCAUGAUCUCUACCGCUUCGUCCGUCGCAAGACCCCUUCUCUUGAUGCCAGGGUUAAGAAGUUCACCCAAGCAGUUCAAGAAGAAGACGACGCCGGAACCUACUGUGGAUCGGUUAAAGCGCCUAAGGUUUUGGCUGACAUUGUUGAAUCUAUUGCCGCAGCUGUUUACAUCGACUGUAAUCGUGAUAUCCAAGCUCUAUGGGAGGUUUUUAAGAAUGUUAUGGAGCCACUUGUAACCCUUGAAACCUUACACAAACAUUUACCGCCCACGAAAAUUCUCUACGAGUUCUGGCAGAAACAGGGCAAGAAAGUUGAGAUUAAGGAUUAUUGGGAAGGGUCUGAGAAUUUCGCUAAUGUUUAUGUGGAUGGGAAGCUCAUGGGCUCUGCUUCUGCAGAGCAGACGAAAAUUGCAAGAUUUAAAGCGGCAUCCGAAGCUUUACAGAAUCUGCUGUUGAAAUCUGAUGAUUCAGAAACUGAUGAAGAUGGUGAUGGAGAUGAGGAGAUUAAGGGGGCUAAGUCCAAGUUGAAUGAUCUCUAUAUCAAAGACAAGGAGAAGUGGCGUCAGCCCAAGUAUAAAAUCGAGCAAGAGAUUGGUCCUCCCCACGAGAAGAAAUACAUCUGUUCAGUUGAACUAAAAACUGUUGAUGGUGAUACACACUCUAAAACUGGAGAAAUAAGGUCAAGAGUUAAGGAUGCAGAGAACUCAGCAGCUUAUAUGAUGCUUCAGGACUUUUGCAUCUCCACCCUCUCUCCCGCUCGCCUGCUGCAACUGACCAGAGCGGUUGCAGUCUCCGGCACCGGAGACGGCACCGUCACCGUCACCGUCACCGGCACCGAGCGAUUGUUGAUGAAGUUGAAGAUGAACCUUCUGAAGGAGGAGUACGAGUUUCUUACGCUUUCGUACACCAUGGAUGGGUUCGAUCGCAUGGACUACUCAUCACCAUCGUCACUAUCUUCCAUGGCUACGGCCGCAGUGGACAUGAACAUGAGAGAAGCAGUUGCAGCUGUGGAAAGCCUCCUCUGUUACCGCUUCAGGGACAAGACUCUCCUCCAGGAAGCCUUGACCCACUCUUCCUAUACCGAAUCCCCUUCCUACCAGCGUCUAGAGUUCGUCGGCGACGCGGCUCUCGGCCUUGCCCUUGCCGAAUAUGUUUUCAGAGCUUAUCCUGGACUUGACCCUGGUCAGCUCUCUCUCCUCCGUGCCGCCAACAUCAGCACCGAGAACCUCGCUCGUGUCGCGGUUCGCCAUGAGCUCUACCGUUAUGUACGGCACAAUGCCCCUUCUCUUGAUGCCAAGGUUAGCGAGUUCGUCCUUGCAGUUCAAGAGGAAGAUGGUGCCGUUACCUACUGUGGGUCGGUUAAAGCACCCAAGAUUUUGGCUGACAUUGUUGAAUCCGUUGCCGCAGCUGUUUACGUCGACUGUAAUUAUGACCUCAAAGCUCUAUGGGAGGUUUUUAAGAGCCUUAUGGAGCCAAUUGUAACCCUGGAAACCUUACACAAGCAACCACAGCCGGUGACCAUGUUGUUUGAGUUCUGCCAGAAGCAGGGCAAGCAAGUUGACAUUAAGCAUUGGAGAAAAGAGUCCAAGAAUGUUGCUAGUGUUUACGUGGAUGGGAAGCUCAUUGGCUCUGGCUCUUCAGAGCAAAAGGAUAUUGCAAAACUUAAUGCGGCAAAGGAAGCUUUGGAGAAGCUGUGGAAAUCCGAACCUUCGGAGAUGGAGACUGAAGGUGUUAAUGGAGCUGAGGAGAUUGAGGGGGCUAAGCACAAGUUGAAUGAGCUCUGUGGCAAGAAGAAGUGGCGUCAAGCCAAGUAUAGAGUAGAAAGAGAGGUUGGCCUUCCCCAUGAAAGGAAAUUUAUCUGUUCAGUUCAAGUAGAAACUGUUGAUGGUACAUAUUUUACAACUGGAGAUAUAAGGUCAAGGGUAAAGGAUGCAGAGAACUCAGCAGCUUCCAUGAUGCUUCAGGGCUUGAAAGAUAGUGAAAAUUGUGUUGGACUGGUAGUCUGAAUAGAACAGAUACCAACAUUGUUGGACCUUUUAUAUUAUUGAUGUAGUUUUACCUUGAACAGGUAGUUGGAUAUGUUGACAUGUCAUGAGAUGCAGCUGGGAUCCUCGAUUCAAAAUGCGGAUUUGUAUCUUAUUCAGUACUGUUUUAUUAUAAGUUAUUUCUGUAGUUUUCAACUGCUA
Messenger RNA from Macadamia integrifolia, 2695 nucleotides. RefSeq lists its product as uncharacterized. The record is from RefSeq and is a predicted model, not a curated record. Gene Ontology annotation, biological process: siRNA processing. The coding region runs from base 227 to 2515 and encodes 762 amino acids. Gene Ontology annotation, molecular function: ribonuclease III activity; RNA binding. The transcript has 9 exons. Gene Ontology annotation, cellular component: nucleus; cytoplasm. NCBI's taxonomy places the organism in Eukaryota, Viridiplantae, Streptophyta, Magnoliopsida, Proteales, Proteaceae.